Molecule: messenger RNA, 2507 nt
Organism: Setaria italica (foxtail millet)
Lineage: Eukaryota; Viridiplantae; Streptophyta; Magnoliopsida; Poales; Poaceae
Product: beta-glucuronosyltransferase GlcAT14B
Exons: 3
Coding region: 724-2220 (498 amino acids)
Cellular component (GO): membrane
Molecular function (GO): glucuronosyltransferase activity
Source: RefSeq, a predicted model, not a curated record
UCUCCGAAAAACUUGCUCUCGUCGCCACCUCCUGCCCAUCCUCCUCCUCCUCCUGGACUGGAUCGAAUCGAUCCAAGCUACUUCUCUCUCUAUCCCCGGCCAUCCUCCUCUCUCUCUAGACUAGAUCCAUGCCAAGAAAACCACAGGGAAUGCAAGUUGGUGAGCGUUCCGAGUAAUUGCUGAUGCGAGUUGAUCUGCUCGUCUCUCUGUCGUCAAUCUCCAGGUUGUUGGACUCUCGAUCGCCGUUUGAAGUGGUCUCAUCUUAAAUUUGCUGCAUCUUUUGAACCGGUUCUCUUGCUCUAUCUCUCUCCCAGCUUACUGGUCAAUAGGCAAAUAGUUUCUCGAUCGGAAUUAUCCUGGGGCCGACCGGGUCAUCUUCAUCUCCUAUCGCAAGGUCUUUUCGGUUGCAUCAGCAGCAGCGUCGUAACCAAACCGUCUUUGAUCGAUCCGCCCCGCAAUUCAAUCCCCUUUUUGACAUUGGUCGUCGUCUCCCUCCUACCUACGAGUUCGUUCCUUGCAUCUUCCUUGCUCCUCAUCGAUCGUCAGGGCUCUCCAUCAAAAGGGCCGUAGCGUACGUGGGCGCGUGAUCAGCCAUGCAGCAGGAGCUAUAGCACCCCCAUCGGUUGUUCCGUAAGAUCGAAUCUCGCCGCUGCUCGAUCGAUCGUUCGGUCGGUCGCUGGUGGUGUUGCGCCGGCGGUAGAUCGAGAGGGCGGCGCCAACGCCAUGCAGGCGAGCGCCCGCGGCGAGCAGCACUCGCCGAGGUCGUCGGCGGCCAAGUCGCCGUCCCCCCGCGGCGUCGGCGGCGGCGGGGGCGAGCAUUACUCGCCGUCGCCGUCCAAGACCCCGCGCGGCGUCGGGGCGUCCCUGAAGCUGCUGCCGAGCAGCGCGGCGUGGCUGCUGGACAGCCGGUGGGCGCUGUCCGCCGCGCUCAGCCUGCUGCUGUUCCUGGCCGUCGCGCUCGCCCUGACGUCAACCUCGUCGUCGUCGCCGUACGCCUCCGCGUCGUCCUUCUUUUCCUCCUCCGAUUCCGUGGAGGCGCACGUCAUCCAUGCGAGCCAGCAACCGGAGGCCGCCGCCGCCGCCAACGCUUCGCCGCCGCCGCCUCCGCCCGGCGCCGGGCUGCCGCGGCUGGCGUACCUGAUCUCCGGGUCGAAGGGUGACCUGGAGCGGCUGUGGCGCGCGCUGCACGCGCUGUACCACCCGCGGAACCAGUACGUGGUGCACCUGGACCGCGAGUCCCCCGUUUCGGAGCGGCUGGCGCUGGCGGCGCGCGUGGCCAACAGCACCGUGUUCCGGCGCGCCGGCAACGUCCACGUCAUCCGCCGCGCCAACAUGGUCACCUACCGGGGCCCCACCAUGGUGGCCAACACGCUGCACGCCUGCGCCGUCCUCCUCCGACGCGGCGGCGCCUGGGACUGGUUCAUCAACCUCUCCGCCUCCGACUACCCGCUCAUGACGCAGGACGAUAUCUUGCACGUGUUCUCAACGGUGCCCAGGAACACCAACUUCAUCGAGCACACCGGUUACUUAGGCUGGAAGGAGGGUCAGAGGGGUCGGCCUCUGAUCGUGGACCCUGGGCUUUACGGGUCUCGGAAGCAGGACAUCUUCUGGGUCUCCCAGAAGCGUGAGCUCCCGUCGGCGUUCAAGCUCUUCACGGGUUCGGCGUGGGUGGCGCUGUCGCGCGACUUCGUGGAGUACACGGUGUGGGGUUGGGACAACCUGCCCCGGACGCUGCUCAUGUACUACACCAACUUCGUCUCCUCCCCGGAGGGCUACUUCCAGACGCUGCUCUGCAACGCGCCCCGCUUCGUGCGCACCGUCGCCAACCACGACCUCCACCACAUCCAGUGGGACGUCCCGCCGCGCCAGCACCCGCACGCGCUUGCCCUCGCCGACAUGCCCGCCAUGGUCAGCAGCGGCGCGCCGUUCGCCAGGAAGUUCCCCAGGGACGACCCCGUGCUCGACGCCAUCGACGCCGACCUCCUCGGCCGCCCGCCGCGCGCCGGCCCUACUAGUGCUGGCGGCGGUAAUGGCACCGUGGCGGCGGCGGCGACGACGACGCAACGGUUCGUGCCAGGAGGGUGGUGCGGCGGCGACGCGAGCUGCGGGGGCGUGGACAACGACUGGGUGCUCAGGCCGGGGCCCGGCGCCGAGAGGUUCCAGAGGCUCAUGGACAGGAUCGUCAGGUCCGAGGCCUUCCACAACAGGCAGUGCAAGUAGUAAUACUACAGUAGAUCAUAUAUAUACUUUGUGUUUCGUUGCAGGCUCAUCUUCUCGAUAGCUCACCUUCUGUGUACAAACAAAGCACCAACAGAUUGGAACAUGUAGUAGAGAUCACGGAUCAUCAUAGUAUACAAACAUAAACCCUAGUCGAUCUAGUUUUCCGAUUUCAGUCUCAUGUAAGAACAGGUUGUGUGAUCCUUGCAUGAGACUGGUGUGUGAAGCGUCUUCUUGACCUACUGCAGCUGUCCUGAUUGAUUCUUUUUUAAAGGAUAGACUUACAGGAA